This is a messenger RNA of Megalobrama amblycephala (Wuchang bream), 1411 nucleotides long. RefSeq lists its product as uncharacterized. The record is from RefSeq and is a predicted model, not a curated record. Lineage: Eukaryota; Metazoa; Chordata; Actinopteri; Cypriniformes; Xenocyprididae. The transcript is spliced from 10 exons. The coding region runs from base 1 to 1404 and encodes 467 amino acids.
AUGUCGAGAAUUCAAGAUAACAUUGAACUGAUCGCAUUUGACUACAUUGAUUCAUUGGCUGCUGCACCAGACUCUACAGUACCAGACAAGACGAGCGUUACAGACGAAGAAUUGGUUCAUAUUGACGCGCAACCGGAGUUUAUCGACCUCACCCAGGCUGUGAAUAAUUCGGACGAAGAAUUGAUUCAUCUUGUCACACAACCGGGGUUUAUCGACCUAACCCGGAGCACAAAUAAUUCGGACGAAGAAUUGUUUCAUAUUGAUGCACAACCGGAUUUUAUUGACCUCACCCAGAACACAAAUAAUUCGGAUGACCAUGUUCACAGCCUCAUCGAAGUUGAUAGGCUAAGAGCUGAAACGCCCAUUUCUACGACAUCACGAGCUGUGGACAUAACCAGUAGCGACGUGAUCGACCUCACUUUCGAGUGUAAUGAACCUGCUGCUGGUGUGAUAGAUCUCACACUAGAUUGUAAUCUACCUCCUAGGAAAAGGAGAAAAAUACUAGAAUACAGACCAGCACGGUCUCAUCAAAGUCUCCAGUGUUUUGACGAUAGCAGUAUUGUUCGCACAGACGAAGUGCCUGGACCUAGCAAUAGGGCAAUAUCUCCAAGACCUGUGAGAAAAAUAGAAAAUUGUACCCCCGAGCAGUCUCCUCAAAGUCCCCUGCUUUUUGAUGUUGAUAGCAGUAUUGUUCGCACAGAUGAAGUACCAGGACCUAGCAAUAGGGGAAUAUCUCCAAGGCCUGUGAGAAAAAUAGAAAAUUGUACCCCCGAGCAGUCUCCUCAAAGUCCCCUGCUUUUUGAUGACGACCAUGACAGCCGUGUGAAUGAUUUGUCAGAGUGGAGUGAGUCACAGAUAAAUGCUUGGGAUGACGCAUCUUGGACAGGCAGUCAAUACGAUGAAGCAACAGUGCGCGGGAGGCAGACGCCGUAUCCUUUUCACAACCAGGCCGUGGUAGAAGUCGAAGAACAUCCAGCAGAGCAUAUCCAUAAUGAAGUGACAUCCGAAGACUGGAGAUUUAUUCUUACACUCAUUAACAGAUUGAUUGUUCAGAAUGAUGAACUACGUGCCAGAGUAGAUGUCUAUGUUAACGAUGUCCACACUCGAAUAGAUGCAUUUGUUAACGAGAUCCAUAACCUAUCACAUCCAAUUGUUCACGAUGUCCGUGACAGAAUGAUAAGAUUUUUUAACGAUGUCUGUGACCGAUUGGAUGCUCAGGAAAAUAGGAUUCAGGAAUUGGGUGGUAUUGUAUAUAACCAGCAUCAUGCGCUAGAGACUGGCUUUCACGUUUUCCAAUCAAGUGUAAAUGAAAAUUUUGUGCGCAUCAAUAACAUAUUAAAUGAAGAGCUAAGAGAAAGAAGAUUGAUAGUAAAUCUUCUCUGUGCUAGAAACAAUGUUAGAUGAUGCAAUG